GGUUUGGUCCCUUGGGACAGAAGCGUUGCUCACGUGGCUCGGUGGGUUAGGUGACAGUUGCGGCAUGGCCCUUGGUGGGACUCCAUGGGCGUCCUUGUCCGCAUUAUGGAGCCCGUGUACGACAUGCUUUGCAGGUUGGACCGGGGAGAGCUGCACAUAUCGCGGGUUGUGCAGUGGACGCAGGACGUGAGCCGCAAUGUGGUUCGGGAGGUCCACGCACUUCCACCAGAUGUUGUGCACAUCAUUAUGUUGAAAGUGCAGGCUCGGUGCGCUCACAUGUUGGAGUCAGCGCACGCCGCUGCUCACCUUCUCUGUCCUAGUCGGCAAGACUUAAGGUACUACGAGGGCGUGGUCAGCGACUGCGAUGCGAGACUCGUGCAGGAGGCAGAAACAUACAUCCUCGCACAGACUUGGUUCAGUGUCGCGAGCCCCGAUUACGAGGUUGCAUGUGCCCAGUUGCACGACAUUCACACACAGAGAGGGGGGAUUGCCUGGAGGGGGAGGGACGGAGACAGGGAGGCGCAGAGGUGCACCGACGAGGUUGAGACGUACGAGACCGGUUGUUGGUGGUGGAAGUGUGGACAAUGCGGCCCACAGCUGCAGGUCAUCGCUCUUUGUGUCAUGUACAUGUGGACAUGUUCCUCUCCCGCAGAGAGGAACAGGGCCUUCCAUGAGGAUGUACACACGAAGAAGCAUAACAAGCUCGAGUUCGAGAAGGUUGUGAAGUUGGUCGAGAUUUCGGCCAACGUCCGCCUUCUCUCUCACCAACGGGCUGGCCGCGACUUUGCAUUGCUGUGGACGGUCGAUGAGUCGAUGUUGCACAUGGAGGGAGGCAUCGGGACUCAACCGUCGUGGCAGGGGACGGACGCGAGCAGGACGCAGGAGGACCGGGAGAGAGACGAUGACAGUGAUGACGAGGAUCCUAAGGGGGAGGACGAGCGGGCGGGACCUGCUGCCCAUCCGGCCUCACAGGAGGCUGAUGAGUGGAGCGACCCGGAGGACGUCCGUAGACGUAGUGGUGGGGGAGACCUGCUUGGUGAAGGUGACGGAAGCCCUUUUGAGCGAGAGAGGCCUACGUCUCGGAGGCCUCACUUUGUCGAUACGCAGGGGGAGCCAGCUGUAGUCGAGGCAGCUUUCGCAGGGACGCAGGGGGGGACAGAUGCAGGCGAAGCGACUUCAACCGGGAUGCAGGGGGAGCCGCAGGGGUUGCACGAGACCGGGAUCGCGGCACUCGAGAACCCGCGUCUUGUGCCCGACCAGCCUCUUCACGACGAGCAGAGGACGGAGGAUGCUUUGCCUGAGACCGUGGGCAUGCCUUUACCGACGGUUUUUAUUGAGGGCGCCGUGGGCAUGUUCCCGGGUCUCGAGGACAUACAGACGGAGUUCGUUGAGCUCUCGUUCUGCCUGCUGCGAGUGGAUCCGAACUGGACGUGGGAAGGCGAUCAAAGGCCCUCGUCAGAAACCGUGGAGUUGCUCGUCAUUCAGGCGUGGAGAACUAACGUGGCGGGAGACCUUCUGGGAUUCGUCUUUGGAACUGUGGAUCAGGGAUACCGAUCACAGAUCGUGCGCGAACUUACGAUCGUGAUCGCGCGACUGGCCGACGAGCUCCCCCUCGAUAUCGUCUCUCAGAGUGACGAAGAGCCCGUGCCGCAUGUCCUCUCAAGGACUCUCGCCCCGAGCCUUCAGUGGUCGGCUUGUAUCGAGGAGCGCUGGGCGGACGGCCGCUUCCCAUCUCGCAGCGAGUACCUAGACGUCCACAGCCUAACUAACCCCUGCUUCUUUCGGCAACCAACGGCGUUCGAGUGGGCAGCGCUAAGGGCAGAGGAAGAAGCAGAAGAAGAAUCGGAAGGAGAAUUAAGGAGAGAGGCCGGAGAAGCAGCGGCCCGGUUGGCCGAGGACGAGGAAGAGGAGCGCGAAGCAGAAGAAGAAGAAGAAGAAGCAGAGGGGGAGACUUCAGAAGGAGAAGAGGAGGACGAAGACGACGACGAAGGAGUGGAAAGCGGAGAAGACGAUCGGGAGCCAGCGCGCGACGACGAACUCGAGUGGGUGCCAAAACCGGAUCAUCAAGAGGAAAAUCCUGAGGCCGCUGCGCAGCACAAGAAGGAGGUCGUGGAGGGAAAACGGCCAAUGAUCGACCCCACACCGAACGAUCCUUCCAAGGAUCCCGAGCCGCCCAAGCCGGAACAAGGGGUCCUUGUUGCCACGACCUCGAGCGCGGCGACGACAAGGCACCGACCCCGAUCCCGAUCCUUAUCCCCCUCCGCCUCCGCCCGUCCCCCAAUUCGUCAACGUGUCAAUGAGGGGCUUCGCCCUUCGUCCCCGAUCCAUAUACCACCGUCCCCUUAGCCAUCUCUCUUUCAAUCAGUAUCUUCAUCGCAUCGUCUUCCCCCGU
This is a messenger RNA of Chara braunii, 2392 nucleotides long. Lineage: Eukaryota; Viridiplantae; Streptophyta; Charophyceae; Charales; Characeae. The record is from the annotation of a GenBank genome assembly.